AUGGCGACUGGAUACGUGGUUUCCGUGAGCGCUAUUCAGGUGAUUGCGAGAAUCCGAACUGAUGAUCUCUCUUCCCCAAAAGUACCUUGCGUGACUUGCGAAUGGUUUUCGGUCUCGAGCAGGUGGGCAGUUAUUUCAUUGAGCAGUACUACCAGAUUCUCCUGCAGCAACCAAAUUUCGUCCAUCAGUUCUACACGGAUUCAAGCACCGUGGUGCGCAUUGAUGGGAGCAUGGCUAAUACUGCUUCUGGCAUGCUAGUAGGUCUUUCCUCACUCCUCUCUCUAAGGAUUUCUAUGAUUUUCUGGCAUUCCCUUUCUCCUGGAAAAUGGGAAUUGCUUCAUUUCAUAAUCGGUUGACCACCCUUAAUGUCAGUGAUGAUUAACGUAAUGUGGAUAGCGACUAUCUGGGAACAGUCAUAUGUUUUCCUUUGAUUGGAGCUUUUCACCUCUUCCCUGAAGCUUUGGUUUCUUAGAAAGAGGUUCUUUUUCUUUGUAAUCAGUGACCUAGAAAAAGAAAAAGAAAAAGAAAAAACAGUCAUAUACCUCGACUAUGCUUUGAAUACUUCUCUGCUCACGACCCAACAUUGGAGAAGACGAUAUCCCAAUUCAAUUGCCCAAGUAGCUGCAAGCUCUGCCUUCUUCUAUGCGCAGCAUGUUCAUGCGUGGUUUUAAUCCUUUAUGGACUACAUCUGGAGCCAUUUGUCUGUGGAUUCUCUAAAAUCUCUAGAUCUUGCAAGAAAAUCAUGUUUUGGAAUUAUUUAUGAUUAGUGAUGUUUUAGUGUGCGAGCAUCUAAUUGCCUAUAUGGAAACUUUGGUGCCUUCUUUCUUCGUGCUUUCUCAUGUUUCUGCUCUAUAUAUUUCCCUCUAUCUGCAGUAUCUGAGAAUGCUGAACUCAUGAUUAUAUGAGCUUAUUCUGAGGUGAAGGUUGUUUUACUAAUUGCAGCAAAUACAUAAUCUCAUAAUGUCUCUCAGCCUUGGUGGCAUUGAGAUCAAAACAGCUCGUUCUUUGGAAUCGUGGGGUGGAGGCAUUCUAGUCACAGUAUCAGGUUCUGUGCAUGCCGGGGAGUUAGGUGGCUGGAGAAAUUUUGUGCAGACAUUCUUCCUGGCACCUCAGGAGAAAGGAUACUUCGUUCUCAACGACAUAUUUCACCUUCAGGAUGAAGAACAACAGCUUCCACGCGUAGCAACAAUGUCGGGAUAUAAUGAUUUCGAUUCCAUGUAUAAAUCUUCCUUCCCAAAUCAAGAGACAGGUACAUGUGCAUUUAUCAUCUUGGAACAAUGUCUAAUGGAAAUUGAUGGUUUUAUAACACUAUUGGACUAAUGCUUUGUGACUGCUAUGAAACUGAGUACUUAGCAUCCACGUUUCUGGGAUCCUUAGAACUUUUAAAUUUUCUACUGUGUGAUUGCCCACUUGCUUUCAAAAACGUCCAAAAAAAUGUUGCCCAAUGGAAGAAUAAAGUUACUUUCUGAGAAAUGAAGAAAAAAAAAAAAAGAAAUUUGAUGCUGAGCAGUGACAUCACAACGAUCCAUGCCAGUGUUAUCUGCCAUUAUUGCCUAGAAAAGGAAAUAUAUCAUAUUCACAUUUAUACAUGUAACCAAAUUAUGGUUUUUCAUACCUAGACGUCCUUUUCUGAUUUUUUGUUCUUUCUAUCAAAUGGUCUGAUCAAUCCUGGGUUGAUGCCUAAAUAAAUGUCGAGCUUUAGCAGCCUUUAAACGCAUUAUUGUUGGAGAAGUCCCAAGAAAUGGCAUUUUAGUACCUGCGAAUGCUGAAGAAAGUAAGGCUGAUGAGCAUAUCACCCCUGCAUUCCAAGGUGGCCGGGAGAAUGUUUGUAAGGCUGAUGACCGAGCUGAAGGAGCAGCCACAGAACAGCCUGCAUCUUCAUUUCCAAGCUCAUCCAAUUUUCAAUGCCAACACUCUUCCCCCGUUGAUGAACCCAUUGAAGAACUGAGACACACUUAUGCUUCAGUUGUAUGUAUCACUUUGUCGGCCUUUCAUCACUCUAUUCUUAUUUCUUGUGACAUGGUCUAAUUUAUCGCCAUUUAUGAUGCCAUCUAUUUGUAAGUUGCAAGUCCCCAAAGGACGAACUGGACAUGCUCAAAGUCCAGAAACGGCCGGAGCAAAACAAGCGUCCCCAGCAUCUGAGCGGCAUCAUAUACCACAGAUUACUCAUCAGCAGUCAAAUCCUGCCUUUGAAGUUGAGGAUGCGACAGCAGCAGAUGAAGGUGAAACUCUGUUAUUUUAGUAGUAAUGAGUAGUACCAUACGAAUGAGCUUUAUGAGUAAAUGGAACAUUGGUCUAUCUCAAUGUAGUAAUGAGUAGUAAUAUCCCCGAUGAAUACUUGGUUUUCAAUUUUUGUGAUAUUUCCACUUUUUGUACGUCUAUUAAUAUUAUGAUUUUUCUUAAGAAAUUUUAUUCGGUUGAAUAGGUUGAUGUGUGCUACCGUCACUGUUGAUGGUGUCGCAGAAGGCUAAAACCCUCUUCGGUUACUUUGAUUUCACAUGCCCGUAAUCCUUGUUGAUGGAUGGUGUUGAGGUUUCCCUCCAAUUAUACUAUUCGGCCAGAUAUGUGGGAAGAUUAAAAAUCGUGGUUUUUUUAAGAGUUUAGCGAUUUAUUUUCCAUUUUAUUGUGAAAUCGAAUAAUAGAAAACAAUGUAAGAUUAUAGUUUGGUUUCCUAUUUUCGGUAUCAUUUCAAUGCAGGGUUUUCAUGCCCCUUCUCACCUUGCUUUUCUCUUAGGUGGGGCUACAUCUGUUUACGUGAGAAACCUACCUUCGUCUGCGUCUGCUUCGGAACUCGAACAGGAGUUCCUAAGUUUUGGGAGAGUCAAGCCUGGUGGUGUUCUUAUCAAGAACAGGAAGGUUCUCCCCACAUCUCUCUAUUUUCUCGACUGAAAGGCCCUUCGUCGUCAUCCCCCGUCCAUUAAAUCCGAAGAAUCUUGGGUCAGCGGGGCCAUGGAUUCUCUAUCCAACCAUUACCAUUUUCAAUGCAUCAUUUUUAUGUUGACCAUCCCCAUCUGGGUCCUUUCGGGUUCUCUUCUUCCCCCUUCUUGGGACCUCUCGGUCUGAGAUUUUGCAAUGCCGAAGACCAAACUCAUAUGUUCCAAAUCUCUCCUUCUAAUGCUCAGGAAGCUGGCGUCUGCUACGCUUUUGUGGAGUUCGAGGAUACUCGCGGUGUUGAGAACGCCCUCCGGGUAUGGUCUCUGUGGGACCCGAUCACCGUCUCCAGUCAUUGCUCUGUGUAUCCCCUAAUCGGCCCCAUCUGCUUCCUCUCAGGCUUCUCCAAUCCAGUUCUGCGGCUACCCAAUACAUGUGGAAGAACGAAGACCCCGAAGCCAAGUAGCUCCAGGAGGUGCGAUCCCGCCAGCGCAUGCCUUUUUUUAUGUGAUAAAACUUAGUUAUCCUUCGUCAAAACCAUGCUGAUUUCACUCAGAAUUUCUCGCGGUGGGAUUGCUUCGGCGGCAGAGACCCCUUGAGUCAUACGUUAGAUGUCUGUGUUUAUGUAUGCGUGUGCCCUUCAUUGGCACCAUGAAUGGUUUUCUGGAUUCUGGGCAGGAAGGAGUAGGCCGAGGGGAGGGCGAUUGGCGGAGAAGGCACCGAGGGGGGCCGGGCCCGGCGCUGCUCGGAGGUCGGGGCGGGGUAGCCGGCAGGAGAAUGGCGGCAGGGCGAGGGCAAAUGGCUCCCGCCGCCGCCAUGAACAACCGGCUGCGAUCGAAAUCUCAUCCUCCUGA
This is a messenger RNA of Spirodela intermedia, 3725 nucleotides long. Lineage: Eukaryota; Viridiplantae; Streptophyta; Magnoliopsida; Alismatales; Araceae. The record is from the annotation of a GenBank genome assembly.